AUGUCGGCUUCGUAUCAGCUUCAUGUCAGCUUCAUGUCGGCUUCAUGUCGGCUUGAUUUCGGCUCUCCGUGCCUGCAGGUGCACAACGACCCGGGCUGCGGCUCCGCCCCCUAUAGCUGCCAGCGCUCCGUCAGCCUCUUCCUGCCGUGGGAGGGCGAGCUCCGGCUGCACGCCGGCGGCGUCACCUACGAAGGUCAAAGCCUGCAGCUGCCCCACCACCUCCACCAGCUGCAGCUGGAGCGGAUCGGCCAGUACGUGCUGGUGACGCAGCCCCGGGGCUUCACGCUGGCCUGGGAGGGGGGCGCCGGCUCCGUCUACAUCAAGCCCCACCCCGAGUUCGUGGGCCGGACCUGCGGGAUGUGCGGCAACUUCAACGCCGACGUCCAGGACGACCUGAAAACCAGCUACGGCGUGCUGACUCAGGACAUUGAAAUGUUUGGAAACAGCUGGCUGGAAGCAGACCCCCACCAGGGGCCGUGCCCCCCCGUGCCCUCUGGUUUCUCCUCACCGUGUGCCGGACUCGAUGCCCUCGUCCUCCAGGAGGUGGACGAGCUGUGUGCCCUGCUGCUCGACCCCCCCUUCCAGAGCUGCCACGACUUUGUGAGCCCCCUGUCCUACAUGGCCAGCUGCUCCAACGACCUCUGCUCGUCUGGGCCCGGCGGGGAGGUGCUCUGCCAGGUGUUCAGCGAGUACGCCCGGGCCUGCGCCCACGCCGACCACCCCCUGCACGGCUGGAGGGGGCAGGUGCCCCACUGCGAGAAGCCGUGUCCUCUGGGGCUGCAGCAGCGGGAAUGCAUAAGCUGCUGCCCGGCGUCCUGCAGCCUGGAGCCCGAAUGCAUCGACACCAAGCUGGCCUGCCUGGACGGCUGCUACUGCCCCGAGGGUCUGAUCUAUGAGAAUGGAGGCUGCGUGACGCCCUCUGAGUGCCCGUGUGAAUAUCACGGCAUGGUUUAUCCCUCCGGACAGAUGCUGCAGGAGGAAUGCAACAACUGCACGUGCACAGGAGGAGUGUGGAACUGCACUGAACGUAGCUGCCCAGGUGAAUGCUCAGUGACAGGCGACAUGUAUUUCCAGUCCUUUGACGGGCGGAUCUACACCUUCCCCGCAACGUGCCAGUACGUGCUCGCCAAGAGCCGCAGCUCAGGGAGGUUCACCGUCACCAUCCAGAACGCACCCUGCGGAGCCAAUUUGGACGGGGCCUGCAUCCAGUCGGUGAGCCUGGUGGUGGACGAGGACCCCCGGACGGAGAUCACGCUGAGCCCGGCGGGGGAGGUCUUCCUGGCCGGGCAGCACCGCGUCUCGCUGCCCUACUCGGACGCGGCCUACGCCUCAGAGAUGUGCGACGUGCUGAACCAGGACCUGUUCUCCGCCUGCCACGAGUACGUGAGCCCGGCGGGCUUCCAGCAGCGGUGCCGGGCGGACGCCUGCCGCUGCGGGGCGCCCUGCCUCUGCGCCGCCCUGGCCCACUACGCACGCCACUGCCGACGCUUCUCCGUCAUCGUAGACUUCCGGGCGCACGUGCCCGACUGCGCCGUGACCUGUCCGGCCACCAUGCAGUACGGCACCUGCGUGUCGGCCUGCCGGCGCCGCUGCUCCGCCCUCUCCGCCCCCCCGCGCUGCGGGGACGAGUGUGAGGAGGGCUGCGUCUGCCCCGAGGGCUCCUUCUACAGCCAGAGGACACACACCUGCGUGCACAGGAGCGAGUGUCCCUGCAGUUUCCUGGGAGCAGAUUAUGAGCCGGGAGACGUGGUCAUGACGUCAGCAGGAGUUCAGCUGUGUCUGGACGGCAAGCUGGUGGCCCAGGCUGCAGACAGUGACGGGCUGUGUCCAGCAGGCCAGCUCUACCAGAACUGCUCACAGGAGGAGGACGGCCCCCUGGCAGGGAGGGGCGUGGCCUGUGAGCGCACCUGCGAGUCCCACCUGCUCAACAUCACCUGCCCUGUGCACGAGCCCUGUGUGGCAGGCUGCAGCUGCCCCCCCGGUGCAUGGCUCCCUGAAAGCCGAUAUUUUGUGGACGAAUUUAGUGACGGCCCCCGGGUUUGUGUCGCUCUGCUGUCCGCGGCCCUGCCAGUGGACACGGCUCAGUCCGGGAUAUUACAAGAUGCUUAUCGGCGUUGUCUCGCAGAGUGGCGAGCAAACGGAGGGGCGCAGACAAAGGCGGCUUCUUUCUCCAGCUCUGAGAAUCCUAAUUGCCUGGGGCUGCUGGGGAAGCCGACCCGCUUUGGCCGGGCCUCUGUCGGUCCGCUGGCAGAGAGCCGGCUCCUGACAGAGACGGGCAGGAGAGGGAAUCUGCUGAAACAUGGAGACGAGUGCUUCGAGCCCGAGGCCUGUCCCUGUCUCUGGAAAGGAAAAGAAUAUUUCCCUGGGGACAGAGUCUCCUCCCCCUGCUACCAGUGUGUGUGCCAGCACGGGAGCUUCCAGUGCACGUUUCGCCCGUGCCCGUCCAUGUGCACGGCCUACGGAGACCGCCACUACAGGACCUUUGACGGGCUGCUGUUUGACUACGUCGGAGCUUGCAAAGUCUACCUCGUAAAGAGCGGUGCUGACGCGAUGCUCAGCAUCACGGCCGAGAACGUGGACUGCUUCGACAGCGGGCCCAUCUGCAGGAAGUCCCUCCUGGUCAACAUCGGGAGAUCCUUCGUCGCGUUCGACGACGACUCGGGGAAGCCGAAUCCGUCCAGCGUGAUUGACAGGAAGCAGCGGAUGUUCAUCUGGCCGGCCGGAUAUUUCACCGUCAUUCACUUCCCAGACGAUGACGUCACUCUUCUCUGGGACCGCAAGACCACGGUUCACGUCCAGGUCGGACCUCAGUGGCAGGGGAAGCUGAGUGGGCUGUGUGGAAACUUUGACCUGAAGACGGUCAACGAGAUGCGGACGCCUGAUAACAUCGCCUCCCCAACAGCACAGGAGUUCGGAAACAGCUGGACGGCAACAGAGUGUGUGAACAGCCCGGACAUCAGACACCCCUGCAGCCUCAGCCCUCUCAGAGAGCCGUUUGCAAAGCGCCAGUGUGCCAUCCUGCUCGGAGAGGUCUUCCAGUCCUGCCACCCAGUGGUGGACGUUACCUGGUUCUACAUGAACUGCCUGGCGGACACGUGCGCCUGCAGCCGUGGAGGCGACUGCGAGUGCUUCUGCACCAGCGUGGCGGCCUACGCCCAGCGCUGCUGCCACGAGGGCGUGCCCGUGGACUGGCGCUCCCCCGCCCUCUGCCCGUACGAUUGUGAAUUCUACAACAAAGACUUCUUUUGA
Messenger RNA from Menidia menidia (Atlantic silverside), 3249 nucleotides. The record is from the annotation of a GenBank genome assembly. Lineage: Eukaryota; Metazoa; Chordata; Actinopteri; Atheriniformes; Atherinopsidae.